Mucor velutinosus is the source of this 750-nucleotide messenger RNA. RefSeq lists its product as uncharacterized. Lineage: Eukaryota; Fungi; Mucoromycota; Mucoromycetes; Mucorales; Mucoraceae. Gene Ontology annotation, biological process: regulation of transcription by RNA polymerase II. The coding region runs from base 1 to 750 and encodes 249 amino acids. The transcript is spliced from 3 exons. The record is from RefSeq and is a predicted model, not a curated record. Gene Ontology annotation, molecular function: DNA-binding transcription factor activity, RNA polymerase II-specific; cAMP response element binding.
AUGUUCAAAGAUACAAACUACCAACACGCAUCUACUGCCACCUUGACACCCACCAAGUUGUUAAUGGAGAAUCCUAUGCAAAACAGUGAUUGGAACUUCAAUCAAGCCUCCAUCAAUGAAUUGAAUUCCUACAUGAAUGGUGUCGAUACAUUUAAUCAACCUACAAACAUAUUUGAUCAACAAUUCAACCAACAAAGCUUGAUGAUGCCACCUAGCCCGGAAGAUAACCAUAUCAAGAUGGCAUCUCCACCUUCUCAUGAUUCACAAUCUACGGUUUCUACUCUGCCGGCGAAUCAUAUCCCACUCACGCCACCCUCUCCUACUAGAGACACGUUGCCCAAGAAGCAACGUAAAAAACUGCUCGAGAAGAACCGUGAAGCUGCUUAUCGUUGCAGACAAAAGAAGAAGAAGUGGGUCAACAGCCUUGAAGAGAGAUCUCAAUCUGCUGAGGCCAAGAAUAGAGAACUUUCAGAACAAGUUUCGCAAUUAAGAGAGGAAAGUAUCUAUUUGCGUAACCUUCUUUUAACUCACGGCAACUGUGAAUGUGAUGUUGUGCAAGCCUACUUGCGUCGCACAUCAGAACAAUUAUCACACAAUGCUCCUCCUCCGCCUAUCCUUUCAGGUAUGCCUACUUUGGUCGAAUCUUCAUCUUCUGUGUCUGGCUCUGAAUCGUCGAUGAGCUCCAUGUCAAAGAAGACACAGCAGAUGUAUAAUGACAAUCCAAAUGCAUCAGCUUUUCUGUAUGAUUAA